AUGACUACUGCCGUGCGUUCGCAGGAUCUCAAUCUCGAGACGGCCGUUGAGGCAUGCGGGACAUGCCACGAGAACGUGACGUGCAGCAUCUGCACGGAGCCUUGCAAUGACCCCUCACCGAAAUGUGUCUCUGCAGGGUCGAACAGGCCCACAGUGGGGGAAGAAGUGGUUAAGACUGCAGUCUGUAGUCACUACUUCCACCGCAAGUGUCUCAUGGCCUGGUUGACUAGCGCAUCGCCGACCCUGAAUACAUGUCCCAACUGCCGUGGCGUACUGUUCGGGUCAACUGCGGUGUCUCAGCGGGUGCACAAUCUUCUCUCGGCAGAUGGUGACAUUGCUCAAACACGCGCAGAGGUUGAAGCGCAGUUCAGGUCGCGGUGGGAUAGAAACCCCCCGGCCCCCCCGUUCGCUAUGCUGACUGACUACGACGAGGAUCCUGGGGUUAUGCUUAUCCAAGGCAGCAACGAUGAUAUCUUGGUGUGGAUUUCGCGGCGGUAA
This is a messenger RNA of Trematosphaeria pertusa, 498 nucleotides long. RefSeq lists its product as uncharacterized. The record is from RefSeq and is a predicted model, not a curated record. Gene Ontology annotation, biological process: protein ubiquitination. Gene Ontology annotation, molecular function: ubiquitin protein ligase activity; zinc ion binding. The transcript has a single exon. Lineage: Eukaryota; Fungi; Ascomycota; Dothideomycetes; Pleosporales; Trematosphaeriaceae. Bases 1 to 498 code for a protein of 165 amino acids.